AUGAAGACUCUCCUGAUCGUGCUGGUGUGUGUGGGCGUGGCCUCCUGCCAGGAUGGGUCCUACAUCCUGGAUUCCAGAGGCGUCGACGCCCAGCAGGGGCUCCUUCCAGCACGACAGCUCUACGACAACUACGAGGCCUUCUCAGACGCCUUCAGGCGACGAUCUCAGGAGAUGGCCAGGGAGUACAGCUUGGACCAGACCGUCUACAACGACCCUAACCCCGAGUACACCUGGGCUUAUGCCGUCGACGCCAAAUCCACGGGGACAAUGAAGUCUGCCAGGAGAGGAGCGUCGAGGGGACGUCGUUGUGGUCAGUAUUCUGUCAUGGACCCUGAUGGCACUCUGCGCACAGUCGACUACUCGGUCGCUCCAGGCACUGGAUUCCAGGCCAAGGUCACCAAGGAAAGGGCUGAUGGCGUUUCCAGCAGUCCAGUCACGACAUACAGCCAACAGAAUCAGUAUUCCCAGUACCAAAGCCAGCAGUACAACCAGAAUCAACAAUCCUACAAGAAUCAAAACCAGGAAUCCCGCUUCCUGAAUCAGAGGUACGACAGGAAUGAUUACCAAAAUCAGUUCCAAAACCAGCAAUACAGAUAUGAAAAUGGUGAACGUUUCCAGAACCAGCAGUCUAAUUACUUCCAAGACCAACAGUCUAAUAGGGACAACUUCCAGAACCAACAGUACUACAGACAGAAUUCCCAGAAUCAAAACAGGAAUGAUCUUCAGUUCAGGAACAAUGAUGGGAAUAACUAUUCCAGUCAACGUUAUGGAUCCAACAGGAAUUACUUCAACAAUGAUCAGUACAAUUCCCAAAGGAGUUUGUAUUCCAGGGAUUCAAACAACUUCCAGUCCUUUGCUCAACGUUAUGGAAACACAAACAGUCAAAAUUACAACCAGUACAGUUCCAAUUACAAUAACAACCAGCAAUCUCAACUACAGAGAAAUAACUACAACCAGAACAACAGAGACUCAUCACAAUACACCACAGAUCGAUAUGGCAACAACUAUUACAACUCUCAGGAACAGAACAACAGGGAUUCAAACUACAACAACAACCCUGACAACUACCAGAGGUCACAACAGUACCAACAAGGAAAUCAGUUCCAGAGGUCACAGUACAACAGAGAAGGUCAACUCCAGAGGUCACAGUACAACAGAGAAAGUCAGUACCAGGGUUCCCGGUUCUCACAGAACCAGCAGAGAAGCCUGACCCAGCAGAACUCAAGACAGAACUCCCAUUUCUACUCUCGCCAGAACUUCCAGAAUCAGAACAGGUACAGCCAGAACUACUCUCCCGUCAGUGUGGUUCUUGCUUGA
Messenger RNA from Macrobrachium nipponense, 1317 nucleotides. RefSeq names its product GATA zinc finger domain-containing protein 14-like. Lineage: Eukaryota; Metazoa; Arthropoda; Malacostraca; Decapoda; Palaemonidae. The coding region runs from base 1 to 1317 and encodes 438 amino acids. The record is from RefSeq and is a predicted model, not a curated record. The transcript has 4 exons.